UAAUAAAUUAAUUAAUUAAAAUAUAAUUCAAAAAAGAAAAAAACUUCAAAUAAUAAAAUGGGUAAUUGCUCUUCUUCUAGUUAAGUAUAUGAAGCAACUAAAUUGGUUAGCUAGAAAUCACUUUUUUAAGAAAUAGAUGGGGAAAGCCAAUUAAAUAAUAUGUUUCAAAAGCUUUAAGAAGAUUUAAAAAGACUGACUUAAAUGAGUUCAACUCAACAAAAAUAGUAAUAAUAAAUUAAUGACUUACUUGGUAUAUAAUAAAACGAAGUAGAUAUAAUUUUAUUAGCAAAAACAAUUGUCAUGGCUAUAUAAAUGGCUUAUAAAUGUGAUCAGUAAAAAUUAUAAGACUUCAUCAUUUGCGAUCAAUAUCCUUAUUUUAAUAAGAAGAUUGAAAAAUCUAUAAAAAACAAUCAAACUCUAAAUUUAAUAAACUAAUACAAAAUUAUGAUAUAAUUGAUUGAAUAAAACUAAGAUUUUGUUUCAAAAAUACUUUCUUAAAUAAAUAAAAUAGAAGAAAUGAUACAAAACCAAACAAAUUAAUAUUUAAUAAUAAACGAAAAAGUCUAGAAAAAUUUAAAAUAAUUAAAUUCAACUAAACAAAAAGUUUUGCUUUACUUAAGCUAGACUAUUAAUAAAAUUCUAGAAAAUCAUUAGAAUUUUAUCCAUAACUUCAAAGAUUGGUAAUCUGAUUUGUUAAGAAAGUCAAGCUUUGCUCUUGAAUAAUAAAUUAACUCUAUAUAAUAAUUAUCUUACAUUAUUCUUUAAUAAAAUUCAAAUACAUAAUUAUCAUAAUGA
Messenger RNA from Tetrahymena thermophila SB210, 795 nucleotides. RefSeq lists its product as hypothetical. Lineage: Eukaryota; Ciliophora; Oligohymenophorea; Hymenostomatida; Tetrahymenidae. The transcript has a single exon. The record is from RefSeq and is a predicted model, not a curated record.